GGCCAGCUAUCCCAGAGUGCUUCUGUAGACAACAAGGGACGGAAGCUAGUGAUCGCUUGCUUGUCCUGAGGAGAAAAUAAAAGACGCCUUUUAUUUAAAAAAUAAUUUCCUGCUCUGUAAAUAAGGAGGGUUGACGAACGGCAGACUUUUGGGAUUCGGCUGUUGUACUUAGGUUCGGGCGACGAGCGUCGCGGUGGUGUCCGGUCCUCCGGUCACCAUGGUGCAGACGGACAAAGUACCCAGCGGGCCGCAGGAGAACGGCGGCGCCGGAGGUGACUGUUCACCGCCCGCCCAGCUCAGUCCUACCCCCGCCCCUGCUGAGCCCAGUCUCCCCAUCCCCCCACCCGGCGACACGCCGGCCGCCGCCUCCGCCGAGCCCGGUGCCGCUCCCGACCCGACCAUCGGCAACGGCACACUCGAUAAUCGUCCUCCGCCCCAGCGGCCGGAGCCUCCCGGAGGCAAGAGGAAGUUCCUCUGCGGUGUCGUGGAAGGUUUUUAUGGGCGCCCAUGGAGCAUGGAACAGAGAAAGGAACUGUUCAGAAGAAUGCGCAAGUGGGGAUUGAACACGUACCUAUAUGCACCAAAGGAUGACUAUAAGCACAGAAUGUUCUGGCGGGAGAUGUACUCUGUUGAAGAAGCAGAACAAUUGAUGCAGUUAAUCACUUCAGCAAAAGAGCACAAUAUUGAGUUUGUUUAUGCUAUAUCACCUGGAUUGGAUAUCACGUUCUCAAAUCAGAAGGAGGUUGCAACUCUUAAGCGCAAAUUGGAUCAGGUGUCACAGUUUGGGUGCAAGUCCUUUGCACUGUUAUUUGAUGACAUUGACCACAAUAUGUGUCCAGCAGAUAAAGAGGUCUUCAGUUCAUUUGCACAUGCGCAACUUUCUGUUACUAAUGAGAUCUAUCAGUAUUUGGGAGAGCCAGAGCACUUUCUGUUCUGUCCAACUGAGUACUGUGGAACUUUUUGCUACCCCAAUGUUGCUCAAUCUCCAUACCUCAGGACUGUUGGAGAAAAACUUCUUCCUGGCAUUGAUGUAUUGUGGACAGGUCCAAAAGUAGUGUCAAAAGAUAUCUCUGUGGAAUCCAUCGAGGAAGUCACCAAAAUCUUGAAAAGAUCUCCUCUCAUCUGGGAUAACCUGCAUGCCAAUGAUUACGAUCAGAAGCGCCUCUUCCUUGGUCCAUACAAGGGGAGGUCAACUGAGCUCAUUCCGCGGCUGAAAGGAGUAUUGACAAACCCUAACUGUGAAUUUGAAGGGAACUUUGUUGCGAUUCACACACUAGCUACGUGGUACAAAUCCAACAUGAAUGGUGUGAGGAAGGACGUUGUAAUGACUGACACGGAAGAGAGCACUGUAUCCAUUCAGAUCAAACUUGAAAAUGAAGGCAGUGAUGAGGAGAUAGAGACAGAUGUCCUGUACAGUCCUCAAGUGGCUUUGAAGAUGGCCAUAUCAGAAUGGAUGCAGGAAUUUGGAGUGCCACAUCAGUAUAACUGCCGAACCAUCCCUCACAGUGGUGCAAAGACAAACACAAUUGAUGUGGGAGGGAUUGACAGACCUUGUCUUAACUCCUCUACAACUGUCACCACAGUCUACCAGCAGCCCAUCAUGAGUCAGGGGAGUCCACUGAGUGGUGAGCCAGCCUUACUGGCCAAGGAAGAGGAGGAGAAGAAACAGCAGUCUGAUGAAGAGCCAAUGGAGAUGGCAGUAGAGAAGCCAGAUGAGCAAGAAACCAAAAAUGUUAAUCAGAUCCUCACGGACAUUGUUAAGGCCAAAAUGUCUGAGGAUCUCAAACCUAUGGAGAUGGACAAAGACAGUAUUGCUGAAUCGAAGUCUCCUGAGAUCUUUAUGCAGGAAGACUCAGGAAGUGACAUAGCACCAAUGCAGACUGAUGAACAGACAAACAAAGAGCAGUAUAUCCCAGGUCCCAAUGAAAAGCCACUCUACACUGCUGAAGCUGUGACUUUGGAAGAUUUGAACCUCUUGGCUGAGAUGUUCUAUCUGCCUUACGAGCAUGGACCCAAAGCUGUUCAAAUGCUGAGGGAAUUCCAGUGGCUUCGGGCGAACAGUAGUGUUGUCAGUGUGAACUGUAAAGGAAAAGAUGCCGAGAAGAUUGAGAAAUGGCAUAUCAGAGCCACCAAGUUUGAAGAAAUGUGCUGCAACGUAAUGCAGAUGUUUACACGUCUUGCCAACUGUGAAAACAGAUCCAUUCUUUAUGAUCUGUACCCCUAUGUCUGGGAUAUAAAGGGUGUUGUGUCUAUGGUGAAAUCCUUUGUCCAGUGGUUAGAUGGAAGAAUCCUCAGCACAAGUUACUACAGCUGUGGGAUCGACAACGCCAGAUGGUGUCGUAGUCAAUCUUCAGCACAGUUCUUGAGUGGCGACCAAGAACCCUGGGCCUUUAGAGGUGGUCUAGCAGGAGAGUUUCAGCGUUUAUUGCCCAUUGAUGGGGCAAAUGAUCUCUUCUACCAGCCUCCACCCCCCAUGCCAACCUCAAAAGUCUAUGCGAUCAGGCCAUACUUUCCAAAAGAUGAGGCCUCUGUGUAUAAAAUCUGUAAGGAGAUGUAUGAUGAUGAAAUGGACGGUGACACAAUGUGUGAUCAGCCAGAUAUCAUCGGUGACAGUUUGGUGGGCGGACUUCUCACACUGAGCCCAGAUUACUGCUUCGUGUUGGAAGAUGAGGGCAGUAUAUGUGGCUAUGCCCUUGGCACGGUGGAUGUGAAACCAUAUGCUAGAAAGUGUAAAGUUUCCUGGAUACCUGCUAUGCGGGAGAAAUAUGUUAAACCAGAAACUAAUAAAGAACUCUCAGAACAACAGAAAAUGAUGCUGAGCUUCCAUGAAGAGCAGCAAGGAUUGCCAGAAAACUUCCUCGCCACCUUUCCCUCGCUAAUUAAAGUGGAUGUCCACUCGAAGGUGACAGACCCAAGUGUGGCUAAAAGUAUGAUGGGCUGUUUGCUUUCUUCCUUAAAAGCCAAUGGAUCUCGAGGAGCGUUCUGUGAAGUAAGACCCAACGACAGGCGUGGUUUGGAGUUCUACAGCAAACUGGGCUUCCUGGAGUUGGCCAGGAUGGAGGGAUUUCCGAAAGAGAUGUUGGUGCUGGGAAGGAAUUUGUAACGGGCAGCCUCU
Molecule: messenger RNA, 3115 nt
Organism: Mobula hypostoma (lesser devil ray)
Lineage: Eukaryota; Metazoa; Chordata; Chondrichthyes; Myliobatiformes; Myliobatidae
Gene: oga
Product: O-GlcNAcase
Exons: 17
Coding region: 218-3103 (961 amino acids)
Biological process (GO): glycoprotein metabolic process
Molecular function (GO): beta-N-acetylglucosaminidase activity
Source: RefSeq, a predicted model, not a curated record